This is a messenger RNA of Mugil cephalus (flathead mullet), 2601 nucleotides long. RefSeq names its product coiled-coil domain containing 85B (gene ccdc85b). The record is from RefSeq and is a predicted model, not a curated record. Lineage: Eukaryota; Metazoa; Chordata; Actinopteri; Mugiliformes; Mugilidae. Bases 794 to 1396 code for a protein of 200 amino acids. The transcript has a single exon. Gene Ontology annotation, biological process: negative regulation of DNA-templated transcription. Gene Ontology annotation, cellular component: nucleus.
UCUCGCUGCAUAGGGAGUCACAGCCGUGGAAGUGGCGGAGGCGGACAUUGUUAUGUUAAGAGCCCAGCUCCAGAGGAUGAGCACAGAUGAUGCACGUACUGUGAGCGGAUAACGGGUGAUUUGCGUCGUUGCGGAUCUGGAGGAAUGGAUUAUUUUUAGUGAGAGCGCUGCAGCACUGUGCCGACUUGUACCUCCAGCCAGAGGAGUUCAUUCAGCCGAGGCGAGCGGAGCACAGCCUGAUGAGACGAUGCCAGCGACGUAAAAACCACAACAUCUGCAGGGUGUGCAUCCGAGGCUGUUGGAUUAAGCCUCCGUGGAUCGACCGGGCCUUUGUAUGUAGGCCUACAGGAAAGAGGGAGAGACGGAGACGGCGAGGGGCGACUGUUGUCUUCAAAAUCCUGCGAGAGGAGGAGAAAUAAGGACGGCUGUAUGUCCUGGAGGCCUUUGGAAAACAGCCUGCUGCUGAGAGGAUGACAGAUUGACGUUAAUGUCGGCUUGUGGUGCAUUUCCAUACACGACCUCAUUAACAGAAGACAUAGCAAAACAAGGGUGAAGUCAUACUGAAGGAACCCCUAAAUCUAAAUAAAGACACCACAUGUUCAUGUGUCGAUUUCUCUUCCUGAUGCUGUGGUGAUCGUAUAUAUAACAUCUGGAGCACAGAUGAAGAAGACGAGGAUGUGAUGACUCUGUGUUGAGCACCAAAUCUUGCUACAUCUCAGCGCUUUUACUAGAUUCUCAGGUACCCAAAGGUUUGUGUUUUUUUUCUUCUACUUGUUUUUCUUUUAAAUAGAAAAUGGGUAGCGAAGGUGAGAUAAUAAACAGAGAACUGUCAAAGAUGUCUGACGAGGAUCUGCUGGCUUGCUCCAAAGAGGAGCUAGUGAGCCGGCUGCGUAAAGAGGAGUCAGACAAAAUCUCAGCCCUGAUCCAGCGCGGACGGCUCAUCAAGGAGGUAAAUAAACAGCUGCAGGGACACCUCCUCGAGAUCAGGGAACUGAAAGUCAUCAAUCAGCGUCUUCAGGAGGAAAACGUGGAGCUGCGGGACCUGUGCUGCUUCCUGGACGACGACCGGCUCAAGGUGAAGAAGCUGGCCAGGGAAUGGCAGCUGUUCGGGCACCACGCAGCCAAAGUGAUGCGGGAGGACCUGGGCGGCUACUUGAAAAAGCUCGCCGACCUGGAGCGCAUGCAGGACGGGCUGGUGAAGGAGAAUCUGGACCUGAAGGAGCUGUGUCUGGUCCUGGAGGAGGAGUGUGUGAGCAGGAGUGACUCCAGCCCUGGGGGCUCCACCGAGCUCAAUCUGCCUUGCAUGGUGGCCCGGGAUUUGGGGGACGGAAGCUCAAGCACAGGCAGUGUGGGAAGCCCGGACCAGCUUCACCUCGUGUGCUCACCUGAUGACUGAUGGCAGGUUUAUUUCAGCCGCUGACACAGGAGCUCAUGAGACAAAUUAAAAAAAAAAAAAGAAAAGAUAAAAAUAUCUGAGAAAGAGUAAAAAGCAGUAGGGCCUUGUGAAUGCUGCAAAAAAAUGUGUGCCACUCUAGAUUUUGACAACCAUACUACACACUUCAGGACUUCUCAAAGACAUUUAAUAGAUAUUUACCAGAUGAUAGCGUGUCUAAAUUUUCAGUGUUUUUUCUAAUGACUCUAAUGGAAACUCUCCUUUUUCACUGGGAAAAAAAAUGGGACCAAAAAAGUGGGUCACAUAUAUAAAUUUAUCUCAUGCACUGGACUAGCCUACACUGGUAGACGCCUUUUUUUUCUAUUGCACUGGACAACAUUAUCUUGGAUCUUUAAAUCACAGAUCUAAAGAUUAACUUCAAUCCAGUUUUGAGCCAUACUUAGUCCACUGAAUUCAAAUAGCACUGAACUAGGUGAGUUGUGAAUACAUUAAAAAAAAAGAAACUAUUUGAUAUUAGCUUUUGCUAGACGCCCAAUAAUGUGUAAUAUUUUAUGCACUCUCUUCCUCAGGACAGGAUUUGGAGUGCCAUAUGUGCAUGAUGAUUGUCACAAUUUCUAUAGGCCUGUGAACCAGCCUGAUGUGAAGACCAUUCAGGUUUACCAUGGGUGGGGCUGCUACUGUGCGUAAUCCAACAUGUGCUGGAGCCUGGGCAGAGCCGGCACACUUGUUAACAUUUUGAAUCAGACAUGAUAGAUGUCGUUGGACCUCGCUCAGAGCUGAACAAAAAGAAAAAAAAGUUUGGUCACUUUUUGUAACUGGAAACUCUUUGUAUCAAACUGGAAGGUCUACGAGUUUUAAUGGUUUAUAUUCUAUUCUAUUCAAGCCAGGCUGUUUAAAUUCACUUGUAUGAUUUUUUUUUUUUUUUUUUUUUAAAUGAUGUUGUUGUUGAUGUUCAAUUAGCAUAUCACAGAAUUUGUUUAAGUUGGCGAUUGUCAGCUUUCUCUUCUGUAACUCAUGCUUUGUAUUUAAUCUGUAACAUUAGGAAUAAUCCUUUCUUUAUCUUGAUUUAUCUGUAUUAACUAGCAUUACUAACCAAUUUCAGUUUAAGUCAUAGACAAUGCACAAGAUUUAUUUUGUUGUUAGCUGUUUAUUGGUGGGCUAUGCUCGUAGUGCACUGAAGAGCUUUAAAUACAGUGGGUAUGACACUU